This is a messenger RNA of Olea europaea var. sylvestris, 2857 nucleotides long. Its product is annotated as proline-rich receptor-like protein kinase PERK10. Gene Ontology annotation, biological process: protein phosphorylation. Lineage: Eukaryota; Viridiplantae; Streptophyta; Magnoliopsida; Lamiales; Oleaceae. The transcript has 7 exons. Bases 800 to 2731 code for a protein of 643 amino acids. The record is from RefSeq and is a predicted model, not a curated record. Gene Ontology annotation, molecular function: protein kinase activity; ATP binding.
CGUUGCGUAAUUUCUGUCUAAUCUAUUUUAAAUUUAUACCAUCCACCUUCGUUUUUGAAGAUAAAAUCUGCAUAAGAACGUUAUCAUAUAUUGAUAGGGACCUUAUUAUUCAUUUUAAAUCUCGAGAAACUAUAAAUAAUCCGGGUAUGUAUUCACAUUCAAGCAGCUGCGUCAAGAGCGUUGUUCUGGGAAAGUCGGUUUCAUUUUGUCGUUUGAUUUGGUACUGAGUUAUGAAAGAAGACCCCAUUUUUCCGUGUUUCUGGUUUAAGCUUUCAAUUGCUUCAAAGAAUUGAGUAGAAGCUCUCUUUUUUGCUCUGUGAAGGUAAGAUUUACUGGACCUUUCAAUAGCUGAUGGUAGCUGUAGAAGAAUAGAUGGAGACAAAGAGGAGGUGACUUUUCUUGAUUUGGGGUUUCUGGGUUUUGGUUUGUAAGUGGUUUAGUGAUCUGGGUGUUGCUGAAAGCUGUGUUCUGUAAUUGGAACUGAAGUUUUUGAAGGUUUUUGUGAUGUGGGCUGAGCGUUUAUCAAGAAGGUAAGCUGGAUAUUGGCAAUUGUGGUUUGGUUUUAACUGGAAAUUGAUUACUGUGACAUCUACAGAUCUGAUUGUGAGGCAGACAAUUCUGAGUGAGCUUCACAAAAAAAUUGAAUCUUUUUGGCAUUGCUAAGAAAUUGCAGUUACCACGAUCUCAGCCCAUUUCAACUACAUGCACUCCCACUCCAGUUGUAUCUCCACCACCUCAAGCACCUCCUUCCAAUAAUGUAACAGAAACUCUUCCUGUCUCACCAGCGUCCCCUCCUUCCAUGGCUACCCCAUCAGCUGCUACGUCUCCCCCUCCUCAGCCUACACCUUCAUCUUCAACCAAAUCACCAUCACCAUCUUCCAGUCCUCCUCCUCAAACAACACCUUCUGAUCCACCUUCUCCUCCUCCUCCUCCUAAUCCACCAGCUAUUUCACCUCCCCCGCCACCACCCCAACCCUCUGAAACACCACCUUCUGAUCCACCUACAAGGCCUCCUUCUCCUCCUCCUAAUCCACCAGCUGUUUCACCUGCCCCGCCACCACCCAAACCCCCUGAAACAACACCUUCUGAUCCACCUACAAGUCCUCCUCCUCCUCCUAAUACACCAGCUAUUUCACCUGCCCCGCCACCACCCAAACCCCCUGAAACACCACCUUCUGAUCCACCUACAAGGCCUCCUUCUCCUCCUCCUAAUCCACCAACUCUUUCACCUCCCCCGCCAACACCCAAACCCCCUGAAACACCACCUUCUGAUCCACCUACAAGGCCUCCUCCUCCUCCCAAUCCAUCAGCUAUUUCACCUGCGCCGCCACCACCCAAACCCCCUGAAACACCACCUUCUGAUCCACCUACAAGGCCUCCUCCUCCUCCCAAUCCAUCAGCUAUUUCACCUGCCCCGCCACCACCCAAACCCCCUGAAAGCCCUGCUCCGCCUGUGCCUGGGCCACCAAAACUUGCUCCACCACAACCACCCACAAAGUCCCCAGAAAGUUCAACUCUACCUCCCAGUCCACCAGAGACUUCACCAGCCCCACCAACAUCCACGCCACCUAAACAUUCCCGUCCAACUCCAGCUGCUAAAUCACCCCAAAAUUCAACUCCACGUCCGGCACCUCCAGAAAGUUCAAACGCUACAAUUCCGGCUCCUCCACCCGCGCCUCCACCAUCUUUGAAUUCUAGAACGGACACCAAUGACUCAGUUGCUAAUGUUCAACCAAGUUCACCAUCCACAGGUGAAGGAGGCCUUAGUACGGGAAGCACAUUAGCAAUUGGUUUGGUACUUGUCCUUUUGUUGCUUAGUAUUGCUGGAACAGCAGCAUGGUGUAUAUGGAAGCGAAAGAAAAAGGCUUCUGGACUUGAUGGGGGUUAUGCUAUGCCAAAUUCUCUAGGCUCUUCCCCAAAAUCAGAUGCGGCCUUAUUGAAGUUACACAUAUCAGCAUCCAACAACAGAAGUGGCUCUGUCCAUGAUUCCAUCUAUUCACCACAUGACCCUGGUGGCUUAGGCAAUUCGAGGUCAUGGUUCACCUAUGACGAACUAGUCAAUGCGACUAAUGGGUUUUCAGUACAGAAUCUGUUAGGCGAAGGAGGAUUUGGUUCUGUGUACAAAGGAAUCCUAGCAGAUGGUAAAGAGAUAGCAGUCAAGCAGUUAAAGUUUGGAGGGCAGCAGGGGGAGCGAGAAUUCAGAGCUGAAGUUGAGAUAAUUAGUCGCAUACACCAUAGACAUUUGGUUUCACUUGUAGGUUAUUGCAUUUCCGAGAACAAAAGGCUACUUGUGUAUGACUAUGUUGCUAAUGAUACCCUCUACUUCCAUCUUCAUGGUAAAAGUAGGCCUGUUAUGGAUUGGGCCACUCGUGUAAAAAUUGCUAUUGGUGCAGCUCGUGGAAUAGCUUAUCUUCAUGAAGACUGUCAUCCCCGUAUUAUCCAUAGGGAUAUCAAGUCGUCGAACAUUCUUCUAGAUAACAACUUCGAAGCUCGGGUUUCUGAUUUUGGACUUGCUAAAUUAGCUAUUGAUGCAAAUUCACACAUUACCACACGUGUUAUGGGAACCUUUGGAUACAUGGCUCCUGAGUAUGCAUCAAGUGGUAAGCUGACAGAAAAGUCCGAUGUGUUUUCUUUCGGGGUUGUGCUUUUGGAGCUUAUUACUGGACGUAAGCCUGUGGAUACAUCUCAACCCCUAGGUGACGAGAGCCUUGUUGAGUGGGUAAGUUCAUAAUACAAGUUCUGUUUGUAUUUUCAUUCAGUAGCAUUUUUCCAUUUAUCGGAGCUAUCUGCUUUGUGAUUCAUGUUAUGUUUAGUGUCAAGAAGCAUGAGGUUGAUCAAGCCCUCAAUUUUCACUCAA